Messenger RNA from Tarenaya hassleriana, 2075 nucleotides. RefSeq lists its product as uncharacterized. Bases 375 to 1883 code for a protein of 502 amino acids. The record is from RefSeq and is a predicted model, not a curated record. The transcript is spliced from 5 exons. NCBI's taxonomy places the organism in Eukaryota, Viridiplantae, Streptophyta, Magnoliopsida, Brassicales, Cleomaceae.
CCAAUCUCUUUCUGUCCGAAUCCCUCACACCCGAAAAAGAAUAAGCAAAAAAAAAAAAAAAAGAGAGGAAAGAAUCCACUUCACUCCAUCUCUGUCUCCUUAGCGUCUUCUGCAAUGCAGUGAGACAAAACACCGAUUCCAAUUUCAUCAACGCCUUUUUCUUCCUUUCUCUCUCGAAUUCGUGGGUUCCUCUUUUUUUUUGGGGUUUUUUUUGUUUGGUUUCUUAUCUUCUGGGUUCGUUAGGGUCUUCAUUGCCUCAGAAGCUGAAAAUGGUUGUACCCACCGAUCAGGAGGGUUGUGAUUAUACUCGUUGUUCUUGCUUCAGUUCGAGCUCUUGCUAUGGCUUCUGUUGACGAAACCCUAAAUGCUCAGCCAUGGGAAAGGCCGAAGAUGAUCGGAAUCUGUCGUCCGGCGUCGCUGUCACCGGAGAAGAAUCCGGUGGCUCCUCGGAGGGAAAUGCGCGGAGACGCGGCGGCGGCUGCGGUUGCGGUUGCGGUUGGAUCUCGGGGCUUGUCGGGUUCAGAUGUCUCUUCGUGCUGAUUCUCGCCAUCGCCUUGUCUCUCUCUGCUCUGUUUUGGUUGCCUCCGUUCCGUUACGACACAGAUCCGAAGGUUUCAGAUCUCGAUCCCAGGUUUAGAGAUCAUGAAAUAGUAGCAAGUUUUCGCGUCAAGAUGCCGGCUUCUUUCCUGGAUCGAAGUAUUUCUCAGCUCGAGGACGAUAUCUUUCAGGAGAUGAGCUAUGAUUCCAUCAAAGUAACUAUCUUGUCUGUUGAGCCUUGGGUUGGAUCGAACACAACGAAGGUCAUGUUCGGGAUUGACCACGACGUGAAACACCAGGAGAUAUCUCCUCUGUCUUUGAAUUCUAUCAGGGAAAACUUUGAAUCUUUUCUGAUAAAUCAACCCCCUCUCCAGCUAACAAAAUCCUUGUUCGGGGAACCGUCCCUUUUCGAAGUGCUGAAGUUCCCGGGAGGAAUUACAGUGAUUCCACCGCAACAAGCAUUUGUUCUGCAGAAAUCCCAGAUUCUAUUCAACUUCACCCUUAACUUCUCUAUUUACCAGAUUCAGAUAAAUUUCGAUGCUCUUACCAGUCAACUAAAGAAGGGUCUGAAUCUAGCACCGUACGAGAACUUGUUUGUGAGCUUGUCGAACUCGGAUGGAUCAACAGUGUCUCCACCGACAAUCGUUCAUUCCUCGGUUCUGCUUAGAGUUGGGAAUUCGAGGCCGAGGGUGAAGCAGCUGGCCGACACCAUCACUGGGUCCCGCUCGAAAAACCUCGGUCUGAACCAUACCAUAUUCGGUAAGGUCAAGCAAGUUCGUCUCUCCUCCAUCUUACCAAACAGCACCAGUGACAGAGGCACUAACUCUCCUGCACCUUCCCCUCUUCCCCAUGGCCACCACCACCACCAUGACCAUCACCAUCACCAUCCCCAUGAUCAUCCCCAUCACCAUCUUAGCCCUUUUACGGCACCCUUGAUUUCACCAGCACCUGCUGCCAAAAGAGGAUCACAUACGAAAGCUCCAUCCUCACCUCCGCCCUGCCAAUUCGGGAAUAGAAGACGAAAAAGAGGAAAUACCCGGGUGAGAUAUCCUCAUUUGGCUCCUGCUCCAGAACCGUAUCUCUCUCCUCGGCCUCCUGCCCUGCCCCCUCAUCAAUGGCUGCACCUGCCAGCACCAAACCCUGCGGCGAAUUCUCGUCUAGUCCCGAGCCCUUCCCCUUUGCCACAUGUGUUUGCUCAUUCUCAACCGCCGGCCGAAAGCCAAUCAAGUGAUCAGCAUUCGGACAAAGUUGCACCGAUCUCGCCAUCACCCUCUUCAUCAAAUGCGGGUUCGUCAGCCGUCGAAUGGACCAUCGUCUUGCUCGUCCUGGUGGCUGCAGUGGCAUGAAGGGGGUUCUAUAUGUGUCUUGUAAGUUAUAGAUGAAAAGUUUUCUGAAAUCAAGCCAAGUGUAUAAACGAAUUCAGAUGAAACCGGAAGAGGCCUUGUUAUGGGUAUGUGCCACACAAAAAGAGUGUGUGCCCCCCCACUGAAUGUACAUAAUCCAUCAAAAUUUUAAUAUUAUGACCAAUGUUACUGUCA